AUGUGGACCCUUUCUCUCGUUUUUUGUUUGGCCAAUACUCUCAUCGGGGGAGAGGCCGGUGGUCAGCAUUCAGAACCAGUACCUGCAUUGGAACCCUUCGAAACGGCCUCCCCGCGUCCCCUAAUUCUGGCAAAACAGAAACCCAACAGCUCAAUUCGUCCGCCUCAAGUGGGCCAAAAACCUCCCAGCCCUCCCAUGUGCUCGGAGUCGGCUGGAAUCAGAGACACCUUCAAAUAUGUCCAUACCGUGGUCUCUGUUGCUGUUUUUGUUGUUGGAAUAGUGGGAAAUUCAGCCUUACUGAAGAUCAUAUACGUAAACAAAUGCAUGAGAAGUGGACCGAACAUUCUCAUUGCGAGUCUUGCUCUGGGGGACCUGAUGCACAUUGUGAUCGACAUUCCCAUCAACGCGUACAGGCUCAUAGCUGAAGAUUGGCCGUUUGGUUUGCUGCUGUGCAAACUUGUCCCCUUCAUACAGAAAACCUCGGUUGGAAUUACUGUGUUGAGCUUAUGCGCUUUGAGUGUUGACAGAUACCGAGCUGUAGUUUUCUGGAAUCGAAUCAAAGGCAUCGGGGUUCCAGUGUGGACAGCAAUAGAAAUAUCUCUGAUCUGGGUUAUUUCCAUCCUGCUGGCUGUGCCUGAAGUUGUCGGCUUUGAUAUGAUAACAAUGAACUAUAAAGACAAGCAUCUGAGAAUAUGCCUGCUUCAUCCCAUGCAAAGCACUCCGUUCAUGCAGUUUUACAAAUCGGUGAAGGACUGGUGGCUGUUUGGCUUCUACUUCUGCAUGCCUCUGGCUUGGACUGCCCUUUUCUACACACUCAUGACCAGGAAAAUGCUACGGAAUACUGAGAACACAUUAAGCGACCACACCAAGCAGAGGAGGGAAGUCGCAAAAACCGUCUUCUGCCUGGUGAUAGUCUUUGCACUUUGUUGGUUGCCUCUCUACCUGAGCAGAAUCUUGAAAUUAACCAUAUAUGACGAGAAAGACCCCGACAGGUGUCAGCUCCUGAGUGUCUUCCUUGUGAUGGACUACUUUGGCAUUAACAUGGCGUCCCUCAACUCGUGCAUCAACCCCAUUGCCCUGUACAUAGUCAGCAAGAGAUUUAAAAGUUGUUUUAAGGCAUGUCUGUGCAGUUGGUGUCUACCUCUUCAAGCUGUUACGAAUGAGCAGGUGGAGUCUGUUUUGAAGUCCAGAACGCAGGAUCAAGGCUCAGAGCAGAGCUGCAACAUCAAAGCUCACGGGCCGACUACCGGGGAACACCACGCCGGGUUAACAAAACACAGUAUUUCUAUAAAAACUCCACAUCCACGUAUCAAAGCGGCUACCCAGAACCCGCUCAGUCGGUAGCUCAGCAACCAUGACAUGCCAUCGGGAUAAUGUUAAAUACUUUGUGAAUACCACGCAGCACUGUCUUUUGUACCGCUGCCGUCAGUGGAACAUCUGGAUCGGUAUGAGCAACCUGGAG
Molecule: messenger RNA, 1462 nt
Organism: Pungitius pungitius (ninespine stickleback)
Lineage: Eukaryota; Metazoa; Chordata; Actinopteri; Perciformes; Gasterosteidae
Gene: ednrbb
Product: endothelin receptor type Bb
Exons: 7
Coding region: 1-1344 (447 amino acids)
Biological process (GO): enteric nervous system development; developmental pigmentation; endothelin receptor signaling pathway
Cellular component (GO): plasma membrane
Molecular function (GO): endothelin receptor activity
Source: RefSeq, a predicted model, not a curated record